Parus major (Great Tit) is the source of this 3243-nucleotide messenger RNA. RefSeq names its product RRN3 homolog, RNA polymerase I transcription factor (gene RRN3). The coding region runs from base 75 to 1925 and encodes 616 amino acids. Gene Ontology annotation, molecular function: RNA polymerase I general transcription initiation factor activity; RNA polymerase I core binding. Gene Ontology annotation, cellular component: nucleus. NCBI's taxonomy places the organism in Eukaryota, Metazoa, Chordata, Aves, Passeriformes, Paridae. The transcript has 18 exons. Gene Ontology annotation, biological process: transcription initiation at RNA polymerase I promoter. The record is from RefSeq and is a predicted model, not a curated record.
CGCGCCGGGCGCGGAGUGCGGCGCCGCGGGCCCCGCUAGCGGGGACGCGGCCGCCACCGCAAGGCGCCGUGACCAUGCUGGGAGCGGACGAAUUCAUCAGCUCCCCGCCCAGGAAGACGGUGCGGUUCGGGGGGACCCUGACCGAGAUCCUGCUUAAGUACGAAAAGGGUGACACCACAGAUUUUGAGUUGUUAAAACAUCAGCUGUCAGAUCCAGACAUAAAGGAUGCCCAGAUCAUUAAUUGGCUGCAUGAAUUUCGAGCUGCUGUUGCAUAUUUGACCAAAGAGCUUGAACAACUGGUCAACAUUUUGCUGAGGCUGCCAUGGUUGAGAAGGAGCCGAGAGGUAGUAGAAGAAUAUCUGGGCUUUCUUGGCAAUCUUGUGUCAGCACAAACUGUCCAUCUCAGGCCGUGCCUCCGGAUGAUUGUGUCACUCUUUGUCCCCCCUCGAAUAACCAUCAGAGAAGAUGAUGUGGAUAUUUCAGAUUCUGAUGAUGAUGAUGAAAACAUUUCUGAAAACUUUGAUACAUGCCACAGAGCAUUGCAAACUGUUGCAAGAUAUGUUCCUUCGACACCACAGUUUCUCAUGCCGAUACUUGAGGAAUUCUUUCCUUUCAUUAAUAAAUCAGAAAGAACUCUGGAAUGUUAUGUCCAUAACCUGCUGCGAGUUACUGUGUAUCUUCCAACUCUAAGGCUUCAGAUUCUGGAGCUUAUUAUUGAAAAGCUGCUGAAAUUGGAUGUUAGCACUCCACAGCAAGAUAUUGAAGAUGCUGAAGAAACUGCUAAUAACUGUGCUAGUGAGGAAAAAUCUACAGAGGAGGGACUUUUUGCCAUGGAGGAAGAUGAAGACAAAAAAGGAAACAAAGUUGUCUCUCCCAGUAUUGAGAGAAUGGCCCAUCCACUUGCAGAGCGCCUGGAUAUCCUGAUGACCAUUCUGUUUUCCUACAUUAAAGAUGUUUGCCAUGUGGAUGGCAAGCUCGACAUCAGCAACACGAAGGAUUUGUAUCGGGAUCUGGUUUCUGUUUUUGACAAGCUCAUUUUACCAACCCAUGCUUCAUGUCAUGUACAGUAUUUCAUGUUUUACAUCUGUAGCUUUAAAUUGGGGUUGGCCGAGGCAUUUUUAGACCAUCUUUGGAAGAAAUUGCAGGAUCCAAACAAUCCUUCAGUAAUCAGACAGACUGCUGGGAGUUAUAUUGGUAGCUUCUUGGCAAGAGCUAAAUUUAUUCCUGUUGUUACAGUAAAAGCAUGUCUGGAUCUUCUGGUGAACUGGUUGCAUAAAUACAUUGAUAAUCAGGAUACAGGAGCUAAUGCCUACUGUGAUGUAGCUCUCCAUGGGCCGUUCUAUUCUACAUGUCAGGCAGUGUUCUAUACGCUUAUUUUCCGUCAUAAACAACUUUUGGAUGGAAAUUUAAGAAAAGGUCUGUCUUAUCUGCAGAGUUUAAAUUUUGAGCGCAUUGUCAUGUGCCAGCUAAACCCCCUGAAGAUUUGUAUCCCUUCUGUUGUCAACUUGUUUGCUGCCAUUACCAGGAAAUACCAGCUGGUGUUCUGCUACACGAUUAUUGAGAGGAACAACAGGCAGUUCAUUCCCGUUGUGCGGAGCGGCACCGGGGGGGACCUUGUGCAGACCUGCACCAACCCCCUCGACAGCUUCUUCCCCUUUGACCCCUACAUACUCAAAAGAUCAAAGAAGACCAUUGAUCCUAUGUAUCAGUUCUGGGAAGAGCUGAGUGCUGAAGAGCUUGAGAAUCUGAAGAAACCCAUUAAAAAGGGUACUUCUGAAGAUGAAGAUGAUGACUUUUUGAAAGGAGAAACUCCUCAAAAUGAUGGUGUGGUUGAAAUUGCACCAAAUUCUUAUGAGUCCAACACACGGAGCCCUGUGAGCAGCAUUGGCUCCCCUGCAGACUGUUACGUGCCGUACCCACUGUGACACGGACAACCAGAAGGGAAAAGGUUGAAAAUUGUGUGCAAUGUUUUGCUCUGGAAAGAGACUUGAGCUCAACUUUCCAAACUGGCAAAUGUUUAAGUAACUACAUUUAAGAAAAAUUACUGUUUCUUAGUCAUCAGAUUUCUACAGAUAUGUUAUAGUGAACUUAUAUGUUGCUAGAAAAAGCUUAGAGAAUAAAUAGGGUGAUAUUUUACAAAUUUCACAUUGAAAUGGUUUUUAUGACCUAGAAGGAUUUUUUUAAUAGUUUUUUCCAACUCUCCAAAACUUUGUUUACUAAUGUUUCUCUAGAAGGUGUUGUAUAUCAUGGGUGAAAUUCUGGUGUUUCUUCCUGCAGAUUUGUGUGGGGGUCAGAAUUCCACUAUCAGUGUUCUGAGUGAUGAUUCUUCUUGAGGUGGUUUCAAAGUAAUGGUGUAAUCUCUCAAUAAGGCAGGGCAGGAGUCCAGUCUGGCAGUGGUUUUCCACACACGUCUCUUCAGCUUUUCCUGUCUGUAGAGCUGUACUUGGUGAAGCCAUUUGCUAGUUGGAAGUAUGCUCAGACAGAAAGAAUUAUCCCUCCUUAAAUCUGUAGCUGACACACACCUUUCCCAGCUAGGAAAGUUCAGACAUGUAAAAGUGAUGGUUGCUGGAAGUGUUGAAAAUGAGGGAGUAGCUGAAUGUAUUAUUUGUAGAUAGUUUUCUUUGGGGUGCUUGUGAAGCACUCAGAAACAGGUAUUUAUUUGCCAGAUUUGAAGUUUCUAUGUGAAUGCUGAAAACAAGAAAAAAAAAAAAUAUUCCCUUGUGGAAAGGAAGUGAUGGUGUCAGUGGUGUCCUUGUGUUGUCCAUGUGUCUGUCAGUCAGUGGAGAGUUUCUCUACAAAGGUUUCUUGUCUUUUCAUGGUUGCUGGCUUUUAGAUUUGAGUAAGAAUAUAAACAAUGGGAAAAAAAUAAGUGUUAUUUGUGUAACAUUUAGUUGAAAAUUUUGUGUAUUUGAGACUAAACUCCAAUUGCCCUUCAGAAUCUGAACUUGGAGGUUCUCAAGACAACAUUUUUAUUUGGAGCCAAUAAACUUUGAUGCAAACAGUGCAAUUCUUAAGAUCCUUGAGAAAACCUCAUCUCUGUAUGUAACUGAGGUGCUCUCUGUGUAGCCUGACUUCUCAGAGUUGGGUUGUUCAUUCUGACAGACUGCAGAAAUUACUUUUGGGGAUGAUGCUGCGAAGUGCAUAAGUGGAUCUGUUCUUCAUUGUAUAAACUGAGAGGCUUUGGUUUUUUAUUUGUACUUUAUUGUCAGUCCUGAGUAAUAAACAAUAGAAUUCUGUCCGAAA